AUGCAGACAAUAAAGUGUGUUGUUGUAGGUGAUGGUGCUGUUGGUAAAACAUGUUUACUAAUUUCCUAUACCACAAGCAAAUUUCCAGCAGAUUAUGUUCCCACAGUAUUUGACAACUAUGCAGUAACAGUAAUGAUUGGUGACGAGCCUUUCACAUUGGGGUUAUUUGAUACUGCAGGUCAAGAAGAUUAUGAUAGAUUGAGACCAUUGUCUUAUCCCUCAACUGAUGUAUUUUUGGUUUGUUUUUCAGUUAUAUCGCCAGCAUCUUUUGAAAACGUGAAAGAAAAAUGGUUCCCCGAAGUACACCACCACUGUCCCGGGGUGCCUUGCUUGAUUGUUGGUACACAGACCGACUUGAGGAAUGAUGAUGUUAUAUUGCAAAGAUUACAAAGACAAAAAUUGCAACCAAUCACUCAAGAACAAGGUGAGAAGUUAGCUAGAGAAUUAAGAGCUGUUAAAUAUGUCGAGUGUUCUGCAUUGACGCAAAGAGGAUUGAAGACUGUUUUUGAUGAAGCCAUCGUUGCUGCAUUGGAACCGCCCGUGAUUAAAAAGUCAAAGAAAUGUACUAUUCUAUAG
This is a messenger RNA of Lodderomyces oxycetoniae, 576 nucleotides long. It is a transcript of the gene CDC42, whose product is annotated as Rho family GTPase. The transcript has a single exon. Gene Ontology annotation, molecular function: protein kinase binding; GTP binding; GTPase activity. The record is from RefSeq and is a predicted model, not a curated record. NCBI's taxonomy places the organism in Eukaryota, Fungi, Ascomycota, Pichiomycetes, Serinales, Debaryomycetaceae. Gene Ontology annotation, biological process: establishment or maintenance of cell polarity; endocytosis; Cdc42 protein signal transduction. Bases 1 to 576 code for a protein of 191 amino acids.